AUGGAGGGAGAGCUUAAUUACGCUUCCAUUGUUUUCAAAGCUAACAAGCCCUCCGCAUACAAAGCUAAACGUGAGGAGGAAACCGUGUAUGAUGACGUGAAGGUUCAGGGCAACACAGCAGAUCUAAAUACAGACACACAAGAAUUUUUAGGCGAGAAGCCAGUGAGAGGACGUCACGGUGUUCAGCUGGUGGCGUGCUGUUUGGGGAUUCUUUGUGUUGUCUUGGUCACGGCCAUCGUAACACUCUGUCUCUACUUUCCUGCAGCAAGAAAUGACAGUGAUGCAAAGGUGGUGCAAAAGUUGAAAGAAAACAACCUGACCAGCAUCAUCAACAACCUCAGCUCAACAAUAAUGAACUUAAAAAAUAACAUCAGUAAUCAGACGGCCCUCAUUGAGAGACGGCAUAAUCCUUGUCAGGAAGGCUGGCUCCUCUCCCCGUCCAAUUCUAGCUGUUAUCUGGUUAUAACAACAAAUAAUUUCAAUGAAUGGAAAACCUGGGAAGAAGCUGGAGAAGACUGCAGGCAGAGGAAUGCAGAUUUGGUUGUGAUAGAAAAUCAACAGGAGCAGGAAUUCAUCCAGGAAAUCGGUGAUGGGCCCAGUGACAGUACUUUGUACAGCUACUGGAUUGGCUUGAGAAGAACAAGUGGGGUCUGGAAGUGGGUCGAUGGAAGUGAUCUGACUGAAAACUACUGGAUAUACCAACCUUUAGACGACACGGACUGUGCAGUUUCUGUCCAGUGGAGCUCACCUAAGGGAUGGAUAGAUGAGAAAUGUGCUGACAAAAACCAAUGGAUCUGUGAAAUGAAGGCUUUGUCUGUUUAG
This is a messenger RNA of Myripristis murdjan (pinecone soldierfish), 822 nucleotides long. Its product is annotated as killer cell lectin-like receptor subfamily B member 1B allele A. The coding region runs from base 1 to 822 and encodes 273 amino acids. The transcript is spliced from 7 exons. Lineage: Eukaryota; Metazoa; Chordata; Actinopteri; Holocentriformes; Holocentridae. The record is from RefSeq and is a predicted model, not a curated record.